UAGACUUCUGUGACCUAGACUGUGCUUUAAUUAACUUAAUCUAUAAAAUACUAAAUACACAAUGAUUAAAAAAAAGAAGGAACCUGAAAUAUUAAUCACAGUUUAAUUUGUAAAGCAUAAUGAUCAAAUAAAUCUCCGAAAUUAUGGACACCUACCUCACUGUACACAGGAUCACAUUUCCUGUACCCGAAAAAGAAAAUUCCAAAAUAAAAACCAUGGAGUUCCUUUCAGCCUGUUCAGAUUUUCUAAAGCUAAUUGAUCUGCUGGGCAAAAGCUUUGCACCUGCAAUUUACGAUAUAUCUGGGAACAUAGCAAAAAUCACUAAUGUGUACCAAGAUGACUGUGAUAAAUAUGAGUACUUAGAGGACAUGGUACUAGCCGAAAGAGUUGAAGGGAAGCAACUUGCCACUGAUGCACUAAUGUGGUUAAGACGAGCACUUAAUUUUUUGAUAGCAUUUUUUGAGCUUCUGUGUACAGAUGAAUCAAAGCAAGAAGACCUUGGUGCUUUUGUUAGAGAGGCGUAUUCCAAUACAUUAAAAAUGUAUCAUGGCUGGAUUACAAAAAGUUUGUUUAAUUUUUUGGCCGGAAUGACUCCUAAAAGAACCCCAUUGUUGGAAAGUUUAGCUUUGCACAAGAGCAAUUGUGAGGAGUAUGUCCUAAGUGAUAUACAAAGGUUUAUACCCAACCUAAAAUUAUGUGUUCAACAUUUAAUUACUUUUUACACAGAAAAUGAUUUAGAAACUAAUAACAAAGUAUAGCAUUGUUUAUUGUUUUCGAAUGUUAAGAUAUUAGGUGGUAGUGGGUUUUUCUAACAAAAAUGAUUUAUAUGUUUGGAUGUCUUUCAUUUUUGUCAGUAGGGCAUUAAAUAUUUGACAUGUUUCACUAUAUUUUUAUACAAGCUUGUAGGCUCAAUGCUUUUAAAAGUACAGUGCCCAAUUAUGGGGAUCCAGGGUACUUAGCAACAUAUCAGAAUGUAUCUUUUUAUUUGUUUUUACACAGAUUUUAAUAAAGUAUUCUUGUUUUUUCUUGUA
Molecule: messenger RNA, 1031 nt
Organism: Photinus pyralis (common eastern firefly)
Lineage: Eukaryota; Metazoa; Arthropoda; Insecta; Coleoptera; Lampyridae
Product: glycolipid transfer protein
Exons: 5
Coding region: 144-758 (204 amino acids)
Biological process (GO): intermembrane lipid transfer; ceramide transport
Cellular component (GO): cytoplasm; cytosol; membrane
Molecular function (GO): ceramide 1-phosphate binding; ceramide 1-phosphate transfer activity
Source: RefSeq, a predicted model, not a curated record